AUGGCAAGUGAGGCGACAACAUUUAUCGUCGAUGUCUCCAAGUCCAUGAUAGAGAAUGGCCAUUCAGAUCAAGCAAGGGCAUAUCUCGAGUAUACAAUGCUGAUGAAAACGAGAAAACAAAGAAAGACAGAUUGGACGAGCUGCUUUUUAGCUAACUGCCCCCUCACCAAAAAUAAUCAUGAGACUGCAAACGUUUACGAGAUGUUACCCCUCAAAGCGCCGAUAAAUAUUCAUGACGUUGCCACUUUGUUGCAAGAUUUCGAUAACGUUGUCAAAUACUGUCUGGACGCUGAAGAGGACUCUUCAUCAAUGGUACAAUGCCUAUUGGUGGCAUCUGUUAGCAUGAGAGAUCAAUUCAACAAGCGCAAGGUCAAAAAGCAAAUAGUUGUUUUCACUGAUGAUGCCGAUGGACUGGACUUGAGCGAUGAAGAAUUGUCGACGUUGGAACAAGAGCUUGAUUGCCGCAUUAUCUAUGUACCGUGCGAACCAAAGAGAGAAGACAGGUCAAUUUCAGUGUGGGAUAAGUGCGUUCAAUGCAUACAGGGCUCUCUAAAAAUUCCUAUCGUAGAUUUGCUGAAAGAAAUUUCAGCAUCGCGGCCAAGCACGAUAAAACCUGUCCGUGUUUUUCAAGGAGAGUUGAGAUUAGGUGCACCCAUCACCGAGACGGAUGCUGUCUGCGAUGACUAUCAAUCGUUAAAUAUUCAAGUGGAAGGAUUUCCAGCUACUAAAGCUGUUACAAGUUUAAACCGAAAAGUGGUCGCGAAACUUGAUGGUAAGAUUAACGACAAUGUUCAAUCUGUGGUUGAUUAUGAAGUGCACAAUAAGAAAGAGGAAAACUCUGACGAUUUUGAAAUGGCAACCGUUGCGAAAGAAUAUGUCACAAAAGCAUAUCGUUAUGGUUCUGAUUACGUGGUACUACCACCUGCCCUGGAACCAGACCGCAUUUACAGAACAGAACCUUCCUUGGACAUCCGAGGUUUUCUCGACAAAGAAAACUUGCCACGCUGUUACCUGAAUUCUGAAUCUACAUUUAUAGUUGCAGCCACCAAGGGAGGGACACGUGCGGACUAUUUUGCACUCGCAGCUUUAGUUGAUUCUAUGAUUAAACUGAAUAAGCUUGCAAUUGUACGUUAUGUGCAGAAGAAAAAUAGUGAAGUCCAAAUGUGCGUGGCAUGCCCGUUGUUAGUGAAUCAAACAAAACGAUCAACUGAUGAUAACAGCUCUUACACUAGAGCCCUCGUUCUUAAUAGGUUGCCAUUUGCCGAGGAUGAAAGGACUUCAGAUUACCCAAAAUUAAAUCGUGGUAACUCGUCCUCCAAUGAAAGAGCUGAUCACCUGAUGUCAGCGUUUAUUGAUUCAAUGGAUCUUGACUCUGAUGAAUCUCCAACCUGGUACAGCACUCCUUUUUAUGAACCCAUCGACUCGUCGCCUACUGAACUUUCGACUUUGCCGCUUCCAAGCGUCUCAAAGCGGUACGAGUCUGAUCCUCUUUGCAUACCUUCAAUCGGAUUGCAUAGACAGCAGCAGGUACUAAUAGAGUAUAUCCAUCAAAAAAUAAUCAAAGGAUGUGCUGAUUUCAGUCUGCCUGAUAUGCCAGAUGAUCUCAGACAAAAAUUGACGCCAUCUAAGAUGCCGAAAAAAGAGCUUACCCAGGAACUCAAAGAAGUAUUGGACAUCAAGGCUAAUAAUAAGGACAAAAGCAAUGCCUUAGUUGACGAACAAGAGGAAGAAGCAGAGGAAAUUCCCUCACUAGAGACUCUUCUUGCUCGUGGUAGACGCGAUCGAUGA
Lachancea fermentati is the source of this 1788-nucleotide messenger RNA. Lineage: Eukaryota; Fungi; Ascomycota; Saccharomycetes; Saccharomycetales; Saccharomycetaceae. The record is from the annotation of a GenBank genome assembly.